UUCUCUUUUAUGACAAUAAGUGUACAUAAUUUGUAAUAUUCAUUUGGAAAGCGAAGAUAUUAGCAUUUAUUGUUACAACUUUUAAACGCAGAAGGCAAAUGUGUUAAGAUCUGCAAAUAAAUUGCCACCAACAAACACUUUUCAAAGUCUUUGAAAAUGAUAGACGAAGACACCAAAACACUGUGGUGUGGUAAUUUAGCGGAUCAAGUAACUGAGGAAGUACUAUAUGAGCUGUUUCUGCAAGCGGGUCCACUAGAAAAAGUAAAGAUUCCGAGGGACAGAGAUGGGCGACAGAAAAACUUUGCUUUCAUAACGUAUUGCCACGAAGUGUCUGUGCCCUAUGCACUUAACUUAUUUCGCGGGACGGCCCUUUUUUAUAGAACUUUGAAUCUACAAAGCAAAGGUCGAAUGGUUAUGCUGCCGCCUCCGAUCAGGUGUUACGGUCUUGAGAUGCCAAUGAACUUCCAAAACCAGGACAAUGUGGCUCAGCAUUUCUUGGAAAUGACAGAGAGGUUGAAGCAGGAAAAUCCAUUGAUGUACAGUGCCAAUCAGCCACAAGAAAGUAGCCACGAUGUUAAUCAGCAUGCAGCAGACAAUCUCGUGAUGGCAAGUUUACAGGGUAACUGGUCACACCGACAUCAUCCGUACAGACCAAAAGACCAGAUGCAUAGUAGAGAUAUCAGACACAAUGACUCCAAUGACUAUAGACGGGGAGAGAGCCGGGAUAAUCAUGAUUACAGGUACAGUGAUACCAAAGACAGGGAUGAUUAUAAAUCUCGCAGCAAGCAUUCCGGUAGCUGGAGAGAACGGAGAAAUCACAGGAGUCGUAGAUGAUUAAUUGGAGUUUGCUCAGAAGACUAAAAAGUUUCAGAAUUUUAUAAAAAAAAAACAUUUAAUUUUU
This is a messenger RNA of Aricia agestis (brown argus), 901 nucleotides long. RefSeq names its product RNA-binding protein 7. Gene Ontology annotation, cellular component: nucleus. Gene Ontology annotation, biological process: regulation of alternative mRNA splicing, via spliceosome. Lineage: Eukaryota; Metazoa; Arthropoda; Insecta; Lepidoptera; Lycaenidae. Gene Ontology annotation, molecular function: single-stranded RNA binding. The record is from RefSeq and is a predicted model, not a curated record. The transcript is spliced from 2 exons. The coding region runs from base 157 to 834 and encodes 225 amino acids.